This is a messenger RNA of Linnemannia hyalina, 1989 nucleotides long. The record is from the annotation of a GenBank genome assembly. Lineage: Eukaryota; Fungi; Mortierellomycota; Mortierellomycetes; Mortierellales; Mortierellaceae.
AUGGCAGAGGAACGCAAGCUGCCAUUCGGCAUCACAUCCGUCAUGCCAAGCACCGCACAGACAAUUGCCGAUAGCAAGGUCACAGGAUUCACUAUCGGCUCCCAGAAGCGCACCAACCCCUUCCAGAAGCACAAGGAAGAAGCCGAGAUGAAACGAAGGAAAGAAGCUGAGGAGGCAGAGAAGGUGCUGGAGGAGUUCACUGCGUCCUUUGAUGUGGACAACUCUAAGCAGAACAGGAAGUUUGUCAAGGGGAAGUCGACCUUUGUUCCCACAGUCUCUGUGUUCGGUCAGGACGAUGAUGAGGAAGAAAACGAGGCAGAAAAGGAGGCAGUGGCAAAUACAAAGGCAGGACAGAAGCCGCCAGGAUUUGUUCAGGCUUCAACUACAGCAGCGACAACCCUGUCAGCGGCAACAACGCCUAUAAAGUUGCCUGCCGCCAAGGCAGUACAGGAGCAGGAGAGCACACCUUACAUUCGCGAUGCCAAAGCCCGUCGGAAGAAGGAGAUGGAUGACCAUUUGGAGGCAAUCAAAAAGGCUCAAGCAGAACGGGAAGAGCGUGCAAGUAACAAGCCAAGUCAUCCAGCUGCUGGUAACAGGAACUCGAAUGCUGCCGUGUUCAGGAAGAGGAUUUUCUAUUACCUAGGAUGUGAAUACAAGGUGGGAUCGAGAGACACGGGCGAUCCAAGCACGUCAAACUUGUACGUCGGAAACCUUCACCCACAAGUCAACGAAGAGCAACUUUGCAUGGAAUUUGGCAUUUGUGGACCUAUCGCCAGUGUCAAGGUCAUGUGGCCUAGGACGCAGGAGGAGAUUGACAGGGGUUGCAACAUUGGGUUUGUCAACUUUAUGGAGCGUGUAGAUGCGGCAAAGGCGUUGAGGGAGAUGGAGGGGAAAGAAAUUCUUGGCUUCCCUGUGAAACUCGGCUGGAGCAAAGCAGCCCCUAUCCCUGCCGAACCUCUCUUUGUUCACAAGGACUACAAGGCGCCACCAAAAGCUGCCAAGGUCCAGGUCAGGAAAACAGUACCACCUUCAAGCACGGAUAUCAUUGUGACAAAACCAACGGACCCCAUGACACUAGUCAUCAUCCAUCGCGUGGUCGAGAAAGUGCUGAUCAACGGCGCUGACUUUGAGGAUGUUCUCAUCGAAAAUGAGUUCCGGAAUCCUUCCUUUGCCUUCCUUAUUAACCUCAAGUCGCCAGAACAUAUCUAUUACCGCUGGAGGUUGUAUUCGAUGAAACAAGGGGACACAGCGACGCGGUGGAGGACAGAGCCGUUCAAGAUGGUUGAAAGUGGGCCAAUGUGGGUUCCACCUCUGAUGUCAUUCUCGGACGAGAUCAUGGAAGAGGACCAACGGCUCCUGGAGGCACAUGAGGAAGAGUUUGAGAAGGCGAUUGUCAGGGGAACACUCACCGCAGACGAGAUUGUACAGAUUUUGGUGGAGGCAAUGGUUUUGUCGACGACCCCACAGCAAGUGCGGAUGGCCCGUCUCUACUUGAUCUCGGACAUCUUGCACAACAGUAGUAUCCCUCUACCGAACGUGUGGAAACUCCGGUCGGCGCUCGAAGUCAAGCUUCCUGUGAUGUUUGAGGGUCUCAAUGCGAUCUAUCACCAGAUCGAUGCACGAAUGAAGGCAGAGCAGUUCCGGAGACAGAUUACGGGUGUCUUGGGGGUCUGGGAGAACUGGAUCGUUUUUCCUCAACACUAUAUUGCCAAUUUGGGCGCCCUGUUGGUUCGAAAGGAUGUUGGAGCGGGAGCAUGCGAAGCGGGACAGCAGCAGGAGACGGGUGUGGACUCGCCAACACCUUCGACGACUGCUGGCUUCGGGCAGUUGAGUACCUUUGAGACGGUUGGGGCGAUGGAUGGUGAUAUUGAUGGCGAGCCGAUGGGUGACAAUACUAAUGUGGAUGAAGAUUUGGACGGUGUGCCUCUGGAUGAGGAUCUGGAUGGUGUACCCAUGGACGACGAUGACCUCGAUGGCGUACCACUUUGA